Messenger RNA from Mucor mucedo, 1851 nucleotides. Its product is annotated as T-complex protein 1 theta subunit. Gene Ontology annotation, cellular component: chaperonin-containing T-complex. The transcript is spliced from 4 exons. Gene Ontology annotation, molecular function: ATP hydrolysis activity; ATP binding; ATP-dependent protein folding chaperone. The record is from RefSeq and is a predicted model, not a curated record. The coding region runs from base 99 to 1751 and encodes 550 amino acids. Gene Ontology annotation, biological process: protein folding. NCBI's taxonomy places the organism in Eukaryota, Fungi, Mucoromycota, Mucoromycetes, Mucorales, Mucoraceae.
GUCAAAAAUAAAUAAAUAGCGAGAUAGUUUUUGAGCAUAUAUAUAUAUAAAAAAGGGGCACACUUCUUUUUACUUUUUAGUAGAUCUUAUUUUUCGACAUGGCUUUAAGAGUACCUAAAAGCACACUUCCUCAGCUCUUCAAGGACGGUUACAAGUUUCAAUCGGGCGUCGAAGAAGCUGUUUUACAAAACAUUGAAGCCACGCAUGAAUUUGCUGAAGUUGUGCGUACAUCCAUGGGACCUCAUGGUCGUAACAAGAUGAUCAUUAACCAUCUCGAAAAAUUGUUUGUGACCAACGAUGCCGCCACGAUUAUUCGAGAACUCGAUGUAGUGCAUCCCGCUGCCAAAUUGUUGGUCAUGGCGUCUCAGCAACAAGAAAGUGAAAUGGGGGAUAACACAAAUUUCGUGGUGGUUUUUGCUGGUGCACUUUUACAAAAGGCUGAAUAUCUUGUUAAAAUGGGUCUUCAUCCUUCCGAGAUUAGUUUAGGAUAUCAAUUAGCAAGAGACCGUGCAUUACAAAUACUACCUGAAUUGGAAAUCGAUCAAAUUCAAUCGCUGACAGAUAAACAAGAAUUAUUAAAGAUCAUCAAGGCUCCCAUCUCUUCUAAACAAUACGGUUAUGAAGACCUCUUGUCCCAAUUAGUGGUAGAAGCUGCUCUCAACAUCAUGCCUAAAAACCCUAAAGAUUUCAACGUGGAUAAUAUUCGUGUCGUCAAAGUCAUGGGUUCCAGUAUCCAUGACUCCCGCGUAGUCAAAGGUAUGGUCUUUGGUCGUGAACCCGAAGGAUCUAUCCGUGAAACCAAAAAGGCAAAGAUCGCUGUCUUCACCUGUCCAUUGGACAUCACACAAACCGAGACGAAAGGUACCGUCUUGAUCCAUCAUGCCAGUGAAAUGUUGAAUUUCAGUAAAGAUGAAGAAAAACAAGUGGAAAAGGUCUUUGCGGAUUUGGCUGAGGCUGGGGUCACGGUUGUAGUGACGGGUAAUGGCAUUGGUGAUUUGGCUUUGCAUUAUUUAAACAGAUAUAAUAUCAUGGCGGUCAAGGUACUUUCGAAAUUUGAUUUACGUCGUCUGUGUCGUGUCAUUGGGGCCACUGCUUUGGCACGUCUAGGUACACCGAUGGCAGAAGAGAUGGGAGCGUGUGAUAUCGUAGAGACAGUAGAGAUUGGCUCUGAUUUAGUGACAGUGUUUCGUCAAGAAGAAAAAGAUGUCAGUACACGCACAACAACCAUUGUCAUUCGCGGAGCUACCCAAAAUCAUAUGGAUGAUAUUGAACGUGCUAUUGAUGAUGGUGUUAGUGUAAUUAAGGCCGCUACACGUGAUAAUCGACUUUUAGCGGGUGCAGGUGCCGUGGAGAUGGAAUUAAACAAGCGUCUUCAAGAGGUAGCAGCAAAAACUCCGGGAUUAAACCAACAUGCCAUCAAGAAAUUUGCUGAAGCGUUAGAGAUUGUGCCUCGUACACUUUGUGAAAACGCAGGUAUGGAAGCCACAGCAGUUCUAUCCCGAUUAUAUGCGGCACAUUAUCAAGAGGAUAAAAAAGGUGCGUGUAUUGGUGUGGAUAUUGAAAGUGGAAUGGAUGGCACCUUGAAUGCCGUAGAGGCUGGGAUUUUUGACUCACUAGCAACAAAAGCAUGUGCCAUGAAGUUGGCUGCAGAUACAGCUAUUACUAUUUUAAGCGUUGAUCAGAUUAUCAUGUCUAAACCUGCAGGCGGACCCAAACCUCCCAAGAAAGAAGCACAUUGGGAUGAGGAUUAACAACAACAACAAAAAGUUAACUCCCUUCCAUUUCUUAUGUACUUUAUAUAUAUAUAUAUAUAUUAUGAAAUAUAAUUAAACCUCUAAACUAUUUUAAUUG